This is a messenger RNA of Cuscuta campestris, 1319 nucleotides long. NCBI's taxonomy places the organism in Eukaryota, Viridiplantae, Streptophyta, Magnoliopsida, Solanales, Convolvulaceae. The record is from the annotation of a GenBank genome assembly.
AAAGCUUUUAUUUAUUGGGAAUAAAAUUCUUAUUUUUAAAAUUUUGGAAGAAACCAGUUAUCCACUUAUCUUGCACCAAUUAUUGGUAAUUUUGCCAAAAAAUUGAUUAAUUUGUCGCUGCUGCAAUUUCUUUGAGGUUGUUGUUUGUUGGUGGAUUAUCUGAAACUGAUCAGAUUAGUUUGGGGGAGAUGAAGUUCGGAAAGGAGUUCAAGGAACACUUGGAAGAAACCCUUCCGGAAUGGAGGGACAAAUACUUGCGCUACAAGCACUUCAAGAAGCUGCUCAAGUCCCUCCCUGACCCCUCCUCUCCCUCCGUGAACCCUCACGGCGCCGCCGCCGCCGGUGGAGACAGCUUCCGACCACCGCAGCCUGUCGACCUCCAUGACUGGUUCAUUAGAUUGCUCCGAGAAGAUCUCGAAAAGUUCAACGAUUUCUACGUCGAGCAAGAGGAAGAAUUCAUUAUUCGCUUUCAGGAAUUGAAGGAAAGGAUUGAGCAGGUGAAGGAGAAGAGCGGAAGAGAUGCAGCUUUCACAUCCGAGAGUGAAUUCAGUGAAGAAAUGAUAGAUAUACGUAAAGAUUUUGUUGCCAUACAUGGGCAGAUGGUCCUACUCCAGAAUUAUAGCUCCUUAAAUUUUGCAGGACUUGUGAAAAUCCUCAAAAAGUAUGAUAAACGAACUGGGGAGUUGCUGCGCCUACCUUUUACACAGUAUGCUGUUCAUCAGCCCUUCUUCACAACCGAACCGCUUACAAGAUUAGUUCGUGAGUGUGAGGCAAACCUCGAGCUUCUCUUUCCUUUGGAAGCAGAAGUUAUUGAAUCUGUUCCUACUGUACGUGACCAUCCAGAAGCUUCCUCUUCAAAUGCAUCAAACAUUUCUAGAGCUACUAAAUUGCAGCUUGGAGAGGAAAACGUGGGCAUAUAUCGGAGUACGCUUGCUGCAAUCAGAGCCAUACAAGGCCUAAGGAAGGCAAGCUCAACUUCAAAUCCACUGUCAUUUUCAUCUCUGCUGGCGGAUCAAGAUCAUGACAGUACGGGUUCUGUGACUGCAGAGAACUCUUCUGACUCUGAGACCAUGUUUGGCUCCCGGGAUGGUGAAGAGGCAACUCAGAAUGCAGAGGUUUCCCAUUCCUCCAAAUAGAAACCCCUUUUUUUCUAGUUUUUUGAUUCCGAGACAUAGUAUGGGUUCUCUGCAAUAAGUUCUAGCUGAUGUAGUUUUAGGGGAGGCCAAAUCUUCAGGUGUGCCAUACCAUCUUUUCUCUCUCUUUUUUUUAAAAGUUGGUUCUUAUAAAAAAUUGGUUGUGAGUAAAUAGCCGUUGAUAUU